Molecule: messenger RNA, 1913 nt
Organism: Platichthys flesus (European flounder)
Lineage: Eukaryota; Metazoa; Chordata; Actinopteri; Pleuronectiformes; Pleuronectidae
Product: leucine-rich repeat-containing protein 17-like
Exons: 6
Coding region: 283-1752 (489 amino acids)
Cellular component (GO): plasma membrane
Molecular function (GO): protein binding
Source: RefSeq, a predicted model, not a curated record
CUUCACUUUAUCAUCCAUUCGCUAGAAGCACUGAACGAGUGCAAACAGUCAGCAGGGGGAGAGCCAGAAACGAGGGGAGACACGUGCGAGCAGAGAGCAGGGACUGGAGUUAACCAGGACAGACUCUGCAUCUGCAGCUGAAGCUGUGACCAUACACCAAACCAAGAGGUGAGCAGCAACUGACCUGAGUGCAGCCGGACAGGUUGAGGUGGAGGAGAUUGUGGCAGCCCUUCCCAGUGGUCAGCUCUUCUCAUUGAAAAGACCAACCCUGCAGAGCUGAGGAUGCAUAUGACCUCCAGUCUCCUCUUCGCCUCCCUGCUCCUCCUCCUGCUCCCGAGCAUCGACAUGAAAAGGUCGGGAAAGGGAAGAGGCCUCAAAGGAGCACGACACAAACUCACAGGCGGCCGGUAUGGAUUUAGACCUCAGUCUGAUGUGUUCAGUCCAUUUUUAACAGACUCUAAUUAUCAUUUUGUGUGUUUGAACACUGUCAGGGUCAGAGGCAAUGGGCGUCACAGCAGAUCAGGCGCCCACAGGCUUCUGUCACGCAACUGCUCCGAGUCGGCAGAAUCCGGAGACGUCUUUGUGGACUGUCAGGAACGAGGUCUGACCUCCGUUCCCAGCGCCCAAACCUGGUCCAAAGCACCCAAGCACCUCCUUCUAGCCAGCAACCGUAUCAAGGUCCUACGUGAGGGGACCUUCUUUGGAUAUGAGAGAUUAGCUACUCUGGACCUGCAGCAGAACCAGAUAUCUUCAAUUGAGGAUGGGGCCUUCCAGGGCCUGGAAAAUCUUAAAACCCUGCUGCUGCAGCACAAUCGUCUGGAAACGCUUAACGAGGAGGCCCUCAUCCCCAUGCCAAACAUCCGCUACCUGCGUUUACACCAUAAUCCCUGGAAUUGUCUGUGCUCGAUGGACGGUCUUAUAAUCACCCUUCAGGUCCCAAGCAACCGUAAUUUAGGAAACCAUGCCAGGUGUGCGGCGCCCGUCAUGCUGAAAGACAGGAAGCUGAAGCAGAUUGAUCCUGAGUUACUCUGUAAGGCGCCGCCCGAUGUCCCACAGGACGACACCACAGGCCCUUUGGUGCCGGUUCCAUUCCGCAGCAAACCAGAUACCACCACAUCUUGCCACACCUACCACUUCCCCCAAAUACGAAUUGACUGCAAAAAGCGAGGUCUAACCGAGGUGCCGACAGGUAUCGCCGAGGACGUUGUUCGUAUUGAUCUGUCAAACAAUUUAAUCCGUCAUCUCAGAGCCAAAGACUUCCAAGCAGCGAGGAGCCUCAGAUUCCUGAACCUCAGUAACAACAACAUAGAGCACAUCGACACAGGGUCCCUGUCUGGGCUGCUGCACCUCCAUGAGCUGGACCUAUCACACAACAGCCUCCAUUUUAUCAAGUACGGGGUUCUCGAAGACCUUUACUUCCUGUCAGAGCUAAAACUGGAAGAGAACCCUUGGGUGUGUGACUACAGCAUCCACUACAUGGUGUACUGGCUGCGUCUGCACCCAAGAGUGAGGCAAUCUGGCCUCAUCUGUCGCUCCCCUCCUGAACAUACAGGGGAACGGGUGGAGGCCUAUGUGAAAUCCUACUACAAAGUGUGUCCAAAGGACAGACAGAGCAGCAGAACAGACCGAGAACAAACAGACCCUGCGCUGUGGAACACGCCAAUGGAGGCGCAAGGAGAGCUGGAGGAGGAGGAGCUGGAGCCCAGCCACUUGAGGGUUCCGCAGAAAUACACAAUCUUCAGACUGUCCUGAAAAUAAAACCUAAACUAAAAAUUGUUUUUGUUUUCCCUUCCUAUCGUUUCCUUUCAAUAUAUUAUAAAACAGUCUGUAUCAGAUGGAGAAACUAUAUUUUUCAGUGCUGCUUUUAUGUGUCGUCAGUGUUGUGUAAUCCAAAUAUAAGAUUUGACAACUUA